Molecule: messenger RNA, 793 nt
Organism: Malaclemys terrapin pileata
Lineage: Eukaryota; Metazoa; Chordata; Testudines; Emydidae
Gene: CYTL1
Product: cytokine like 1
Exons: 4
Coding region: 98-499 (133 amino acids)
Biological process (GO): positive regulation of transcription by RNA polymerase II
Source: RefSeq, a predicted model, not a curated record
GCCUAUUUAAGGUGGGAGUCCACUUGUCAAACUUAGGUUUCAGUGGAGUCUAUCAGUAGUUGUGAAACCAUUAACAUUUAUUGACAUACUCUCCACAAUGAAGAUGCUGCUGAGUUUGGUUGUUCUGCUCUCUAUUUUUCUGUUGAUUAGUUCAGCUCCUCCAACCUGCUACUCAAGGAUUCUGUCUUUGAGCAGAGAAAUCAUGGCAUCAUUUAAGAAUUUACAGAACACUGAACCUGUGGACCCCUGUGUGGAGAUGCUGCCCAUGCUCUACUUGGACAUACAUAAUUAUUGUGUGUUGACAAAACUCCGUAACUUUGUGGCAUACCCUGCAUGCCAAAGAGUGCCGCAAGUGAGUGCUUUGAAGGAAAAGAUCCGGAGCCUGUACACCAUUAUGAUCUCCUUCUGCAGAAGGGACUUAGUGUUCCUUACUGACGAUUGUGAUGCUUUGGAAAUCCCUAUCCGGUCUCCUACUGAUCCCUCUGUCAUUCAGAGCUAAGAGUCAGACCACAGGAAGUACCUGGGAUGGUUUAAAGGAAGUCAAAAGCCACCCAAAAAUGCAAUCAACUACAACAUUAACAACCUUGUUCUUUUUCAAGCACACCAGCCCUAUUAUCUCAGGCCGACCCACGUUUCUCAGCCUUGGCAGGAAAUCUGCAUGCCUUACAUACCUAAUCAAGCUGCUAGCGAAACUAUGGUUAGAAAGUAUUUUAGUCAUUUGAUGUUUUCAGUUUAGCCAAAUUAGAAAGUAUGUUUUUGUUUGAUCAGAAAUUAAACGCUGGGUUUGUUACUC